CUCUAUUUGAAAAUUGAUGCUUAAACGGAUUACAAUCGCAAAAGGACUGUAAAAGAAUAACAAUGAUCCACGCAUUGAGUAUUUUAGCUGCUACAGCUAUGACAGUUUUCGCAGACACAUGCUACAAGACUUCCGGGUCGUAUGUCUAUUCUACCUACUGUAGUGGCUACUGCUCUGGUACCUACGGUCACGAUGCCUGUGUAUACUACUAUACAUACUACUACUACUAUAAUGAUGCUGUCAGUGUUGUAAGUACAGGUGUGAUAGCUGGUAUAGUGAUCGGAUGUCUGUUUGCUCUGGGAAUUGUAAUUGCAAUAAUUGUUGUCAUUUGUAAGUCAGUCGCGAAGUCUUCAGGAUCACAUGGUCGAAUCAUACAGCCUACAGCAACAUCCGGUACAACUGUAGCCUAUACUAACGCAUCUCAAAUCGGACAGCCAACAUAUUACGAUGGAAACACCACACACCUAGAACAGCAACCAAAUUACCCUAGUUAUUACCAGCCACCGUCAAAUGGAUACCCGCCAAAUACCAGCUACCCGCCAAAUACUGGUUACCCACCGUCAUCGAUCCAUACCGCAGCAAAGCCACCACCAUAUUCAGGCAAUAAUCUUGGAGGUUUAGCCCCUGUGGAUAUUCAGAAUACGAAAAUUUAAUAAAAGUCUAUGAAUAAAGCGACUGUCAUUUUGAUGCUGAGUUUUUAAGAUCGUAAACAUAACAGCAGCUGUCACAUCGUUUAGGUGACUGGAACAUAGUCUAAGGUCAAAAGCGAUUCAUCUAUCUUAAAUUCCCCUAUUAUUUCAUAUAAAAACAUUUUUAAUCGAAUGAAGAUAUUUCUUGCCCAAAUUAAAUGAUAUUUUUUCUGUUAAAUACAGAAAUGUGUGCAGAUUCUGACUAUAAUAAUGAAAUGUUUAAUAUUUUUAGGGAAAUCAUUGUUUAAUGACAAAUAUGAAUUUCAGCAUGAAAUAAUCAUAUGACUAUAUAGGAAAAAAUGACACUUAAUUUAAACACUUGUAUACAAUGAUGAUUUCUCAGUAAUGAUAUGUCAUAAAAAUAUUUCAUAAUAACCAUAAAAAAGACUGUGCAUAUUUGUGAGAUAAACUUUUGUUUCAAAUUCGGAACUCAAAUAAAUUUUUGACAAAGUUUUACAAAAAAAUGCAUGUGUGUUAUUUCAUGUGUAUUAAAUAAUACGGGAAUUUGGGAUAGGUGAAACACUUUUGACCUAAGACUGUGUAUCUAUGAAUUAUUUUGACAUAUUUUCAAUAACAUUCAAUAAUGUUUGUGGUCUCCUAGUCUGUUUUCUUUUUAAUUCCUGUAAACUAAACUUGUAAUAUCAUUUAUCUGACAAAAUAAACAAUAAACAUAGCAUUCCUGUAACUAUAUACACCCAUGCAAUGCUUCAUCAUAAUCGACAAAAUUGGCACGCUCAUGUGAGCACUCUGUCUUCCCGAAAUGCUCUUUUAUUUGAUGACUUCUCUGGCGAGAGAAUUUCUAUCAUAGGAUUUUUUAACGAAGUCCUGGCCUUCUAUUUUAACAGUUAAUUGUGUUAUAAAGAACUGCAUUUACAUCAAAUGAAUAUACUUUUUGUAUGCAAUCAAACACACCGGGUUGUCAAUAAGACAGCAUUCAAACGAUGCCAAAAAUUCAAGACAACUAUGAAGCCAAUAUACGGUUGUCAUACAUACCCUUUACACGAAAUUUAGAUCAAAAAUAAUAGGCAGGUUCUGACAAGAAGGUCGCCCUAAAAGGGCUAAAAUUUAGACUGCCAAUGGAAAAAGAGAAUGUAAUAUAAUGGCAGAAAAUGAGUCUUACAAUAGAUAGCACCUACGACCCCUCACAGGGGUGCAGAAAGUGUGGCACUCUCCCUGCACGAGUCUCAAGAUUCUCAUUUCGUCCGGACGUGGCUGCGUAUUUAUACAUCCAAGGUGCAAGUAAUAACAAUUGAAAAAAUGUUUAUCAAAACCAAACAACAAAAUUUAUUGUAAAGCCAUAAAGGUAAACUUAAAAAUAGAAAAUUAUUAAAUUGCAACAACUUUUUAAUUAACGACUAAACGUAGAAUGAUUGAAGACACUCUUUUAAUAUGUGAUGAUGAUGGAUGGCUGUUUGACUUCCAGCGGCAAAUUAACACGGCCGUCACUCGGCUAACCGAGAGAUUGGUCGGUUAAUCUAUAUUGAGUAUGCGGCUAUAUCGGCGGUUGGUCUGUUAAUUGGGUUGGCUAAAGUCUGUUAAUCAGGUGUUAUCGAGAAGGUGAAAAUUUAUCUCCUGCUUUGUUUUCUGUAUAUCUGAAUGAUUUACAAGCAUUUUUAGAAGAAUUAGAUACAAAAGGUUUACAGUCAAUAAGUGCAGACCUAGAAAAUGAACUAGAUGUGUAUCUGAAGAUUUUCUUAUUGUUAUAUGCUGAUGACACUGUUUUAUUAGCGGAUAGUAACACUGAAUUACAAAAUAUGUUAAACAAAUUUGCCAUAUAUUGUAACAAAUGGCAACUUAAGGUAAAUGUUGAUAAAACAAAAGUUCUUGUUUUUGCUAAUGGUAGAAUUCCACAAAAUUUGAAUUUCUCUAUUAAUGAUACUGAAAUUGAGAUUGUUAAAAAUUAUAAAUAUUUAGGAAUAUUUUUUUCAAAAAGUGGUUCAUUUUUACAAACUAGAAAAUAUUUAAGAGACCAAGGAAUAAAGGCUAUGUAUUCUAUCUUGAAGAAGAGUAGAAUUAAUAAUUUAUCUAUUGAAUGUCAACUAGAUCUCUUUGAUAAGGCUGUUGUACCUAUUUUGUUAUAUGGGUCAGAGAUUUGGGGUUUUGAAAACUUUGACUUAUUAGAGCGGGUGCACCUAAAAUUUUGCAAACUCAUUUUACAUUUAAAGCAAUCAACCCCAGACUGUAUAGUUUAUGCUGAACUAGGCAGAUUCCCAAUACUUCUUUAUGCAAAAGUUCGUAUGAUAAAUUUUUGGGGCAGAAUUAUAAACGGUAAAGAGUGUAAAACUUCUCAUGUUCUUUAUAAAUUAUUACUUAUAAAUUUAAAUAACUAUGGUUUUGAAAGUAAAUGAUUGAUUUAUAUAAUAAAAUGUUUUAGAUAAUUGUGGAAUGUCUAAUAUUUGGAAUAUGCAGUUUGCUGACAAAUGGGUAUCAAAAAGUGUGGAACAAAAACUUAAAGAUCAGUUCACACAAUUAUGUUUGUCACAUAUAGAUAGCUUACCUAAAUGCAUAUGUUAUAGAAUUUUUAAGACUAAUUUGAAAUUUGAGAAUUAUCUCAACAUAUUGCCUAAUAAUUUAUUAUUUGUAUACUGCAAAUUUAGAUGUGGAAGUCACCGGUUACCAAUUGAGACGGGAAGAUGGCGAGGCUUGUCACGAAACGACAGACUUUGUCAUCUCUGCGAUUCAAGUGGUAUUGGUGACGAAUAUCAUUACAUCAUGACUUGUAAAUCUUUGGAUGUAGAGAGAAAGAAAUUUUUAUCUGAAUAUUGCUGUAAAAAUCCAAAUACAUACAAAUUUAAUGGUUUAUUUAAUUCAGACAAUACUAUCAUUUUAGAAAAAUUAUGUAAGCUUAUAAAAAUAAUACAGGUGAAAGUCAGUCCUCCAAGUUAAGUUACGUUUGUUCACACAUGUGCAUGCUUAUAUAUACAUAUAUGUAAUUGUAGAUAUAUAUUUUCUCUGUAAUUAUGCUAUGACAUGUAGUUUUGUGAGAAUAAAGUUCAGAAA
This is a messenger RNA of Mytilus californianus (California mussel), 3689 nucleotides long. Its product is annotated as cysteine and tyrosine-rich protein 1-like. NCBI's taxonomy places the organism in Eukaryota, Metazoa, Mollusca, Bivalvia, Mytilida, Mytilidae. The transcript has 4 exons. The coding region runs from base 63 to 653 and encodes 196 amino acids. The record is from RefSeq and is a predicted model, not a curated record.